CAGGGGGGAGGAGUCGCAGGACAGCUUUAUAAACCUCGAUCUUCUAAUAAACCAGUCCAGACUCUCUGAUUUGUGUCUAUAGUGUUCGUUCAAAUAUUCAUCGACAGCAGCCUGAGCGCGUGACCCCUCCACCGGAAAGCCCUCGUGAGUAGUUGAGGUGUUUUUGCCUUUAAAAAAAAAACAGCGCUGCCGCUGGAUCUAUCUACUCUCUCUCUGGACCGCAUCUGCGCAGCACCAACAGCAGGCUUGAAAACAGUGCAUAAACGCUUCGCUUCAAACAUGCCGUUCUCCGUUAACGGCAUCCUCGGGACGCUGGCGCUGCUGUUGCUGCUUUGGCGGGCGGAGGAGCUCGCGGAGGCGUGCAGCUGCGCCCCCGUCCACCCGCAGGAAGCCUUCUGCCACGCCGAUGUGGUGAUUCGUGCCAAGGUGGUGGGAGAAAGAGAGGUGGUCUCUGGGAAUGACAUCUAUGGAAACCCCAUCAAGAGGAUCCAGUAUGACAUCAAACAAAUCAAGAUGUUCAAGGGGCCCAACCAGGACAUCGAGGCCGUCUUCACUGCUCCGGUUUCUGCCGUCUGUGGUGUUACCCUGGAUGCCACCGGCAAGAAAGAAUAUCUGAUCUCAGGCAAGGCGGAGGCAGACGGGAGCAUGCAUGUGACCCUCUGUGAUUACAUCAUGCUGUGGGACUCCUUGAGCGCCACUCAAAAGAAGAGCCUCAGCCAGCGUUACCAGAUGGGCUGCGACUGCAAGAUCGUCCGCUGUCCUUCCCUGCCCUGUACGAUUUCCGCUCCUGAGGAGUGUCUGUGGACAGACCUGAUGAUUGAGAAGCAGGUGCACGGACGCCAGGCUAACCACUACGCCUGUGUCAAGAGGGCAGACGGCUCCUGCUCCUGGUACCGCGGUGUCGCACCACCAAAGAAAGAGUUUUUGGACGCUGAGGACCCUUAAACCCAUACAGCCAAAUUCACAGCUUGACGGAUCCACUCUUGAUGUGUUCAUUGGAACAAAUGAAAGAAUCCGUGCAAAGAAAAGGGGAAGUGAGAGUUUAAAGGGAUCUUUAUUUGUGCAAGGAGCGUAAAGUUUUAGUGUCUUUAUGUUGAUUGUAAAUGCAAACAGCAGUUUUUUUUUAAUGCUUCUAGCCGAUGGUUUUGUUCCACGAUUAAAACUUUAAUCGCUUAAUGUUGGCUUUGCCUCCAAGCUAUUAAAAGAAAGCUUUACUCCUGUCCUAGUUAGCAAGUUACUCAAGUUUACAGUGCUGUUUUAUACACCCGAAGCUACACUAACGGAAACAUAUAUAUGAUGGAGUAUUAGAGGCAUAAUUUAAAAAGCAAAACCCUUCCAGUUUAACAUUUUUUUCAGUGUUAUUAUUGUAAUACGGUAAACGAUUUUUGCGUGUGUUUGCGGUCUUUGUCGAUAAUCUUUCGAGCUGUUGUUUUGAGAAGGCCCCUCUUGCGCUGGAAUAACGUGAGAGCGAGAAUGACGAGUCCUUUUUGUGAAGAGAGAAACAGGAUAUCGUUACCUGGUGUGGACAGAGGACUGUGCAUGUGUUUGAUGCUUUGUGUAAGUCCUGGUGAAGGACUAAAUAUUCAGUAUUAUCAAAUAAAAGAACCAAAUUUGAAACAG
Messenger RNA from Oryzias latipes (Japanese medaka), 1620 nucleotides. It is a transcript of the gene timp2a, whose product is annotated as TIMP metallopeptidase inhibitor 2a. Gene Ontology annotation, cellular component: extracellular matrix. Lineage: Eukaryota; Metazoa; Chordata; Actinopteri; Beloniformes; Adrianichthyidae. The record is from RefSeq and is a predicted model, not a curated record. Gene Ontology annotation, molecular function: metalloendopeptidase inhibitor activity; protease binding. Gene Ontology annotation, biological process: negative regulation of membrane protein ectodomain proteolysis; response to cytokine; response to hormone.